GUGGAACCUGCGCAAUAGAUUUUUCUGCGCAUGCACAGUUAUGACGUCACCGAUCCCCCCCCUCCGAUGGAACCUUCUGGAACAUGCGCAGUACCCCCCCCCCCCCUCAUGGAACCUUCUAAAACAUGCGCAGUAGAACCUGCGCAAUAGAUUUUCUGCGCAUGCGCAGUAGAGAAAAAGCGGUCCAGAACCGGCCUUGUAUAUCUACUCAUAACUGAUUCGCGCACUGAGGAAUAUAUCAAUAAUAAAUUCGAAGGAUUGAAGUUGUCGAUUCAAGCGAGUAUGACCAGCCUUAAAAGAAGUUUACUGUAUGUUUUCAAUUCCAAAAUACUUGAAGUCAAAAACACCAUUAUUGCCAAUAAUGCAGCGACUAUAAAAAUGCAAUCCUUAAACAUGACUGAGGCAAAAGUUGGUGUUGGGGUAACCUUGCCAAUCGAUACUCUUGAAAUCUUCAUUGGAUUCGAUAACUCGCUGGAAGGGAAUAUUGACCAGAAAAAUGCAUUGAUGGCUUUAUACCGGAUCUUGACUUGUGGUGAAACAAGCGCAAAAAAUUGCAUUGCGAAAACCAUGCUGGCGACGGUGACCAAAAACGUCGAGAAACACUACUCCGGAACAGGUCGCAAAGUACACGGUGUAGGAAAAGAAGAUUUUAGCAAAACGAUCGUAUUUAGCUGCAUUCAAGAUGUUCUAUUGGGAAAAUUCGGUGACUCCAAGGAAAUAGAAGGAUUGAAGGGAAAAAUCGGAAAAUGGCUAUCUGGUGCGACUGAUAGGGCUGGCGGUCGCAAAGAGCCAUAAAAUAAUAAUCGACAAAAGAAUAUAUAUGUUUCUG
Messenger RNA from Venturia canescens, 829 nucleotides. RefSeq lists its product as uncharacterized. Lineage: Eukaryota; Metazoa; Arthropoda; Insecta; Hymenoptera; Ichneumonidae. Bases 283 to 795 code for a protein of 170 amino acids. The record is from RefSeq and is a predicted model, not a curated record. The transcript is spliced from 4 exons.